AUGCUGAGUAAUUUGAAUUCACAGAUGCAGAGAGAAAGUGGCGACGAUUCAACUGGGAGCCCCGUUUUGGACGAGGAGGACUAUGAGCACCAGUUUGGCGCCGAGAGCGAUGACGAGUUCCCCACUUCGACCAACUCGGCCCACUAUUCCACUUCUCAAGAUAGAUUCAUGAAAGACCAUCAUUUGAAGCAAAAGGCGUUUGAGGCAUUGGGGAAUGCCCCGGGCUCACCCGUUGGCUCUCAGCCGAAACGAAGACCGUCGUCAAUCAUAGACUUGCCCUUUAGGAACGUGGUUGCUCCAGACCGGGUGUCACCAGAGGCACAGUCCAACCCCAGGGCGAUUGACAAUGCAUUGCCUGAAGAGUACCCGUCGGAGGAAUUGGUUGCGUUUUACCACAAGGUAAAGACGUGUCUAGAUCUCCGCCAUAAGUACUUGAAUCUCAGUUUGCAAACACCCGAGCUGAAGAACCCGAAAAAUCAACCAGAUUGGAAAAUCUACCCACCUCCGCCAAAGCCCACGUACAAGUCCAAAAACAGGUUCAACCAGCUUCCUAGCGUUGGCGAAAAAGAGGAGGAGUUUGAUUUCAGCAAGUGCGACAUUCCAAACCUCCUUGAGAGCCCGUAUGUCUUUAUCUUGAACGAUGAAGGUAUCUACCAAGUCUUUGACGGCACGGAAAAGCUCGUGGAUAUUCCAGAUUUGCACCAAUACUACGACGACUUGAACAUGAUCACCCGCAUUUCCUCCGACGGUCCCACCAAGUCAUUUGCAUUUAAAAGGUUGCAAUACCUUGAGGCGAAAUGGAACAUGUACUACUUGCUCAACGAAUUUGAAGAGACAAAGCAAUCAAAGCAGAACCCGCAUCGCGACUUCUACAAUGUGAGAAAAGUCGACACCCACAUCCACCACUCGGCAUGCAUGAAUCAAAAGCAUUUGCUCAGAUUCAUCAAGUACAAGUUAAAGACCGAUCCCGACCUGCCCGUGAUUUUCAGAGACGGCAAGAUUUUGACGUUGGCAGAGGUUUUCCAGUCGUUGAACUUGACGGGCUACGACUUGUCGAUUGAUACGUUGGACAUGCACGCCCACAAGGACACCUUUCACCGGUUCGAUAAGUUCAACUUGAAAUACAACCCCAUUGGCGAGUCGAGAUUGAGGGAGAUAUUUUUGAAAACGGACAAUUUCAUCGACGGUAAAUACUUGGCCGAAAUCACCAAGCAAGUGUUUGAAGAUUUGGAAAGCUCCAAGUACCAAAUGGUGGAGUUGCGAAUCUCCAUCUACGGCAGGUCGAUCCACGAGUGGGACAAAUUGGCGGCGUGGGUUGUGGACAAUAAAUUGUUCAGCCACAAUGUGCGGUGGUUGAUCCAAGUCCCGAGGUUGUAUGACGUCUACAAGAAGAACAAGAACGUCCGGUCUUUUUUGGACAUUAUCAAAAACUUGUUUGAACCCUUGUUUGAAGUUUCCAGGAACCCCAAACUGCACCCAAAAUUGCACGUAUUUCUCCAACGAGUUGUCGGGUUUGACUCUGUUGACGACGAGUCGAAAGCUGACAAGCCGAUCCAGUCGAGAAAAUGCCCACCUGCUGGCGACUGGAACUACCCCGCAAACCCGCCAUACUCCUACUAUUUGUACUAUUUAUUCGCCAACGUGGCAUCGUUGAACCACUUGAGAGAAAGGAACAAGAUGAACACUUUUGUGUUGAGACCCCACUGUGGCGAAGCUGGAGACCCCGAGCACUUGAUCAGUGCAUUUUUGACCUCGUAUGGAAUCUCGCACGGGAUCUUGUUGCGCAAGUUGCCAUUCAUCCAGUACUUGUACUACUUGGACCAGAUUGGCAUUGCCAUGUCGCCGCUUUCAAACAACGCAUUGUUUCUCACCUACGACAAGAAUCCGUUCUUUAACUUUUUCAAAAAGGGGUUGAACGUGUCGUUGUCCACGGACGACCCAUUGCAGUUCUCCUACACAAAAGAGCCGCUAAUCGAAGAGUACUCUGUAGCUGCGCAGAUCUACAAGUUGUCCGGGGUGGACAUGUGCGAGCUAGCCAGAAACUCCUGUCUCCAAAGCGGAUGGGAGGAUUCAAUCAAGAGGCACUGGCUCGGCAAGGAGUACAUGAAAGGCGGAGUCGAGGGCAACGACAUUGAAAAGACAAAUGUCCCCGACAUACGAGUUGGUUUCCGCGAGGACACGUUAAAGAGCGAACAGCACUUGGUGGAUGAAUACAACAAGAUCAGUUUCGGCCAUGCUAUAGAGGACCAUUAA
This is a messenger RNA of Lodderomyces beijingensis, 2253 nucleotides long. NCBI's taxonomy places the organism in Eukaryota, Fungi, Ascomycota, Pichiomycetes, Serinales, Debaryomycetaceae. The record is from the annotation of a GenBank genome assembly.